AUGGCAGAUGAUCAUGAAAGCCCCUCCUCAGUGGAGGAGGCGCCAGUCGAGUCCCUCAUUCAGGGGCGUGCGAAGCGAAGCACAGCCGGCCUUCAUAUGUCAGCCCUCCUGGAUGCCGCCGCAGACGAUGACCUUGCGCUCUUGUUCGAGGAAGUGGAGGAUGACAACGAGUUUGCGAUGGAUGUGGAGGAAGAAGGGGGCGAAGAGGAUGAUAUGCGCUUCGAGUCUUCGUCCGAUGAUGAGGAUGAUCAAGGACCCGAGUCUCGAGCUGACGACAUGGAGGGGGAGCAACAGAUACAGAAGGAGGAGCGACAAGAAAAGAAGAAAAAGAGAGCUCGAGAAGACCUUCGAUUCAAGAUAGCCAGCAAGAAGGUCAAAAUCGAUCCUACUGCUGUGUCUGCAGUGCCCGCUCCUCGCCCCAAAAAGAAAUCGGAACGUAUCUCAUGGAUCCCUACGCCGGAGGAAGGGCCCACGCGAUCAUCCUCUCGUCGCCAGACUAUGCAGAACAAGGAACUUACGCAUGCACGCCUGAAGGACAGCGAAGAAAAGCGCAUCCGUCUCAUCGCCACCAUGGAGGAAGCAGCUAAAAGAAAGGCCCAGUUCAAACCGAAGGAGAUGACGCAAGCCGAGCGUCUUGCAGAAGCAGAAAGGGUGGAGAGGCAUAACAGCAAGAGUCUAAAUCGAUGGGAGGAAAUGGAAAAAAGGAAGGCUGAAGAGAGGCGUGCCAAAAUUGAAGCCCUUCAGAACCGCCGCCUUGAAGGCCCGGUCAUGUCAUACUGGAGUGGCAUAGCAACCUGGGUUAAUGGUCGCUUAACGCGCAUUGGCAAAGUUGACGUUACGGCAAAACCUGAGAAGGAGGACACUACACGCAAGAAAAGCAAGAAGACGGACAAAGAAAACAAAAAUGUGAUAGAGCAAAAACCGACCGAGGACUCUACUGUUGCUGGUUCUGCCACGUCGCAAACAGCCCCUCCUCCCACCCAGACUGAGGGUUCUGCGCUACCACAAACACCCGGCGAUGCAGAACCUGCAAAGCCGAACCAAGACCCUGAACAGCAACAAACAAGCUCUGAGCCCACUCAGACCAAUGGCGCAAUAUCCCAAGAGAAACCCGCUGAUGCACCAGUGGAGGCACCCGCUGCUACGCCAAAGGAAGCACCCACCGAUACACCAAUGGAGGAACCCACCCCCUCUCAUGUGAACACAGAGGCUACUGCUGCUGCCCCUACUCCGGCUGCUGCUGCUGCUGAUCCUGUGCAGCCUGCCACAGAUGCAGUUAACGACGAGUCGGCUACAGAAGCAGCACCAGGCUCUGGUUCAUCAAUAAUUGAAGCUGAAAAGAAAGAGGAAGCCACCGAGACCAAGGCUCCAGAUGCAGCUCCGGAGGAGAGCAAGUCUGAUGAUAAGCCAGAUUUACAACAAAAAGACGACGCUGUACACGCAGCCGAAGCUCAACAGCCUACGUCGCAGGAGUCUGGCGAGAAGCCUACGUUAGACUCCGAAAAGCAGCCUGACCAAGGUCCACCAACUGCGGCGGCAAAGUCCGAUGAUGCAUCGAAGGAAACAGCUCCUGAACCAACCACAGCCGCUGAACCUGUGUCUGAACCUGCCACGGUGCAGCAGGAGCUAUCCCCUACCACAGUACCAGAUGCAAAUGCCGCCCCUUCGCAGAUUAACCCGCAGAAGGAGACGCCCAAUCCAGCACAACCGGGCCAAGAGGCUCCGGAGGUGCAUACAGACCAGCCAGCUGUUGCGAAUGGGGAAACCCCACAACCGCAAGUUCCAGAGGUACCUCAGGUUGUCGAGCAAACAGGACGAACCCUUACGGUGUUGGAGAACUUUGAUGACAAGACCGCCCAAAGCCGCGAGUUCAGUAUCUACUUCAACGCCAAAAAACCUCCUAGGCUAACCAAAAUCUCUUCAUCCCUCUGCGUUAUUACAUCACUACCCUCGCGCUAUCGGGAUCCCGAAACCUCCCUGCCCUUCGCAAACUCACAUGCUUACAACGAAAUCCGACACACGGUGGCACAAAAGUACAGUUGGAGUCCCAUGCUGGGAUGCUACGUUGGACCUGUCGGAGUCGCUGCGCGAGGAGUACCAGCGCGGUUCCUCGGCGGUCCUGAAGCAAAAGAAGAAACUAAAGAGAGCGGAAAGGACGACAAAGCCGCUAGCAACGAGGCCACCACCACUAAUAGUGACAAGACAGAAAAAGAGAAAGAGAACGAAGCAAAGACUUCCGCCGCGGAGGCACCUGCUCCAUCUACAUCCGGCCCUUCAGCUGCAGCCGCACCCGCGUCCGCAUCAACACCCACGCCCACACCCACACCCACACCCGUUGCGGCUACCGCGGGCGAUCCGAUGGAUGUCGAUAAAUGA
Messenger RNA from Aspergillus piperis CBS 112811, 2376 nucleotides. Its product is annotated as putative signal transducer. Gene Ontology annotation, biological process: chromatin remodeling; regulation of DNA-templated transcription. NCBI's taxonomy places the organism in Eukaryota, Fungi, Ascomycota, Eurotiomycetes, Eurotiales, Aspergillaceae. The record is from RefSeq and is a predicted model, not a curated record. Gene Ontology annotation, molecular function: ATP-dependent H2AZ histone chaperone activity. The transcript is spliced from 2 exons. Gene Ontology annotation, cellular component: nucleus. The coding region runs from base 1 to 2376 and encodes 791 amino acids.